Cyclospora cayetanensis is the source of this 3600-nucleotide messenger RNA. RefSeq lists its product as uncharacterized. The transcript has 10 exons. Gene Ontology annotation, cellular component: small-subunit processome; nucleolus. Gene Ontology annotation, biological process: maturation of SSU-rRNA from tricistronic rRNA transcript (SSU-rRNA, 5.8S rRNA, LSU-rRNA). Gene Ontology annotation, molecular function: U3 snoRNA binding; rRNA binding. Lineage: Eukaryota; Apicomplexa; Conoidasida; Eucoccidiorida; Eimeriidae. The record is from RefSeq and is a predicted model, not a curated record. Bases 88 to 3600 code for a protein of 1170 amino acids.
GGCUCUUCUCCUCCGGCUCGCUUGGUCACUGCAUCCGCUUCCGCUGCUGCAGCUGCUCCAGCAACAUCCGCCGCAGCGGCUGCAUUCAUGGCGAAAAAGGUGAAAAGCCGGUCGAAGGGCUUUCGGGGGAAGCGGAAGAAGGGCGGAGGCAUGUCUCUGCUGAGUCGGUACGAGGCUGCAGUGGAGUUGCAGCAGCAGCAGCAGGCACAGCAGAAGCAGCUCAAGAAGGAGCGCAAGAAGCAGGAGAAGGAGCAGCAGAAGCUGGAGCGGAAGCGACUGAAGAGGCAGCUGAAGGAUCUUGAGCUGCAGCAGGAGCUGCUGCGGCGCCAACAGAAGAAACAGCAGCGGGAGGUUAUUGCUCUGACCAAGCAGCAGCCGCAAGCGCGACUGCAAAGGCUGCUGCAGGUGAUGUCUGCUGCCCCUUCAGGAGGAGGCUCUGCAGCAGCCUUCGCUGCUGCUGCCAAAGCGGCAGCUGCAGGAAUUUGCGCUUCGGAAUUUACGGCGCCAAGAGAGGAGCUGCUUAGCGACGCAAGCGAGUACGAGACACGUCAGAGUCUUGCCUCCGAAGAACAAGAAGAAGAACAAGAAGAACCCGAUGGCGAAGAUGAAGAGGACGCCAGUGAUGCAGAUGCGUCUAGAUCGGAGGGAGGAAGAAGAACGAUGGCGGCUGGAGAAGAGGCUCCAGCGUGUGUUUAUGUUGAUCCGCCUCAAGAAGAAGAGCCGGCAGGAGGCUGCGACACUUUCUCGGAUGUGUCUGCAGAAGAUCUUGGAGCAAAAGAAGACGAUGCUGCAGCUGCUGCCGAACAAGCACCCAGAAGACGCAAGACGCAAUCCUGGUUCGACAUGGAGUCUUUUGGCCUUGCAGUGGCUGCAACUCGCCUCGCAGCUACAACGGGAGCAGCAGCAGCUGCUGCUUCUGCCGCUGCAGCCUCGUUGCUUCCGCCUUUCGACUUUGCCUGCACGUUCGAUGAGGCUGUAGACGACGAAGUCGCCACAGCAGCCCGUAGGCUGUUUAUCCAGCAGAAGCGCAGCGCUGCUGCGCGAAACAAAGGCAAAGGAUCUGCGCCGAGCGAUGGCAACAGCAGCAGCCUAAAAGACAGCACGAACGGCGCUGGAUUGAGCCAUUUAGAUGCAUGCAUUGAAAGCCUCGCGGGAACGGCCUUUUGCCCCGUGUCUCUACGGCAGCAGCAACAGCAGAAUCAAGUACAGCAGCAGCUUGAGGAAGUCACGUUGCAGCCUCCAGGCUGCGCAUCAUACUUCGUUCGCCUUUCCCGCAUUACCCCCCGACCAGCUCUUGCGAUGCCUGCUGCCUCUGCUGCCUCUGCUGCUUCUGCUGGUUCUGCUGCUGCCAUACCUGGCGCACGCAGCACCAACAGCAGCACCAACAGCAGCACCACCAACAGCAGCACCACCAACAGCAGCAGCAACAGCAGCAAUCACACCGCAAGCGGCAGCAAGACGUUCCUGGAAGGCGUUCUCGAACGGCAGUUCCCCACCGACCCUCUUGCGGUGUAUGGACACCUUGGCUCCUUCCCAGUCGAUGCCUAUGGGGCUCCUGCAUGCGUGGCAAGGGGCCUUCGGCGUUGUUUGGAGGCUGUGAGAUCUCCUUUGUCAGAAGCAGACUUCCCGAGUUUGAGGAUGGAGUGUGCAGAUGGUCGCUGGAGCCUGCCACAGAGCUUGGCUUCGCUGUACCACUUGCUGCACAGCUACGCGGAUGUGUGCUUCCCGCACGAGAACUGCUUCGCCACGCCGCAAGUGCGCUGUCUGCUCGCGGCGCAUGCGAUGCAGCACCUCCUGAAGGCCAGAGGCAGAGCGGCUGCUGCAGCGAGGCUUGCUGCAGUGCUCGGCGCCUUGCCGGAUGCCUCGUCGAGGCAAGCGAGCCUCACCAGGGCAGCCUGCAAGGCCUCUUUCGACGAUCUCCUGCUGCAGCACGACAAGCAGCAGCUGCAGCAGCAGCUGCAGACGCGCGAGUCACCCGUCCUAGCAGAAGGCGCCACAGCCGAUGCAGCAGACACCUCGGAGGGAGACAGCAGCGCUGCCACAACAGAAGCAGCAGCAGCAGCAGGGGAGGAGCAGCAGCAGCCUCUGAGCGAGGCUGUCUGUGAGCAGUGGCUAGCAGAAAUACAACAGGAUAGCGGCUACACUCGGCCUCGUGUGCUCCUGCUUGCCCCCUUCCGAUCCGCCGCAAAACAAGUCGUGGAUGCUCUGUUACAAAUGCUGCCAGAAAACUUCCAGGUGCUCAAUCGAAAGAGGUAUACUGACGAAUUCGGCGCAGCCGCUGGCGAGACAAUACAGCAGCAACAACACACCUUCGCUAAAGCCCGUCGACCUCGCGAUUUCAUCGAAACUUUCAAAGGGGAUAGCAGCGACAGUUUCCGUCUGGGUUUGCGGCUCUCAAACAAGGCGCUUGCCUUGUAUUCUCCGUUGAUUGAAAGUGACCUCAUCGUGGCAUCGCCUCUUGGCUUGCGUACUCUGACUGGCGCGAAGGGAGAAAGCAACCGGAAUUUCGACUUUUUGUCGUCUCUUGAGGUAGUGAUGAUUGACAGAGCCGAUAUCAUCGCUCUGCAGAAUUGGCAACUCCUUAAAGAACUUCUCGAGGUCGCGAAUUUGCCGCCUCAGGACUAUACGUCCUUCGACAUUCGGCGAUUGCGGCCCUCAAUGGCUGCCGCGUUGGGCUGUACAGACCGUCAGUUGGUGAUAUGCAGCAGCGGCAGAAGCCCGCGUUUGGGGGCUUUGCUGCAUGCCUUCUCGUCGAAUCGGCGAGGACGCAUUGAGCUCUUUGAUCCGCGACUUGCUGCUGCGUGCAUGCCUUUGGAUAUCCCUUCCGCGGACUGUGUGGCUGCUGCAGCAGCAGCGGCAGCAGCAGCGCAGGAGGGCAAGCAGGGAGCAGCGUGGAAGGCAGCCGUCGCUGCUCUUGAUGCUGCAGCAGCUGCUGCGUUGGAAGUUGCGAAAGCAGAAGCAGCCAAGGGGAAGCCGCGCGGCCUGGUGCCAGCAACGUUGCGUUGUAGCAGGGCAGGCGUCCAGCAGCUCUUCUGCCGCGUUGCAUGCAGGGAAUUCAAGCACGUGCAGCGUGCACUGAUAGAGUACUUCUCAACUCAGGUUCUACCUGCCCUUGGAGGGGCCUCACGCCUUCUUAUUGUGGUCCCUACCUUCUUGGAGCUCUGCAGACUGCGGGUGGCUCUGAAGGAGCAACGCGUCAGUUACAGCGUCUGCCACGAAUAUACGGCGAAUGCCAAGCUUUCACGCGCACGCCAGCAGUUCCUCAAAGGAGACGUGCCCCUGCUGCUGACAACAAGCCGCUUCUGCUUUUAUCGGCGCUAUCGCCUCUCCGGAUGCCAGCGCAUCAUCUUUGUGGGGCCUCCAUGCAGCCCUGAGGUGUACCUGCACCUGCUGACUGAGUCGUUACCGGCUGCCACUGAGGCUGCAGGAGCAGCGGCAGGUGCGACCAGCCUAGACUGCUCGGCGGAGAGACGCGUGGAUGGCUCGGCAUUGUGUUACUUCACCGGCUUUCAGCUGCAAGCGCUCGAAAGCCUCAUGCCUAUGCGUCAAGCUCUACAACUGCUGCAGGCCCCCCAAGGCCGAGUCGUAUCUCUUUGCUAA